AUGAUCGUUAGACAGCUCUGCGCCCGCCAUGGGCGCACAGUGUUGGCGCAGUCGUCGCGGAGGCUGAAGCGAGCCUAUGCGAGCAGCAUCUCAGAGGACAAUCCUAUAUUCCGACCGUCAGAAAGAGAUCCGAAAGGAACGACUCGGAUACCAGGUCACCCUGACGAUGUCUCGAGUAUCCUCGACACGGUCGACCGCGCUUCGACGCCCGCCACCAGGGUGCUCGAGGAUAUGAUCAACUCGCAACAGGAAGAAAUCAGCGCCCUUCGAGCAGACGUGAAUGCCCACGCCGCUGCUAGACCACCUGCCUCGAAGUCGAUAUCAACCACAACGUCGCCUGCAAACACGCCUGAUUCCCUCCCCUUCCGCAGCCUCAAAGACCUGAACCGCCAUCGCAGGACCAUCCAGAAAGCACACCGGGGUGGCACUCACCUCUCACAAACCUACGAUCCAUCCACGAUCCUUCGCCGUCCUCCCACUGCGGACGACCUGACCCUUCCCAUGCUACUAGCAAAUCAGACGCACCUCGGCCAUCACACUUCAUUAUGGAACCCUUCCAACAGCGGCUACAUUUUUGGCAUCAGAGACGAAAUCCACAUCAUAUCUCUGGACAUCACAUACGCGUAUCUCAAGCGCGCCGCGAAGGUUGUCCAAGCAGUCGCUGAGCGAGGCGGGAUUAUCCUGUUCAUCGGCACAAGAGACGGUAUGGAAGAAAUAACUGUCAACUCGGCGAAGCUGGCGGAGGGAUACCAUAUUUUCCACCGCUGGGUCCCCGGCUCCUUGACGAAUGGUCAACAAAUUCUAGGCAAUGCCGCUGUCAAGGUCGUGGACGUUCAUGACAACGAACUGACAAGAUACAAUGAUCUCCUCUCCAGAGGCAAUCACCAAGUCAUGCGGCCCGACCUGGUCAUCUGCCUGAACCCGAUUGAAAAUCAGGUAUGCCUUCACGAGUGCGGAGUCUUCAACGUCCCUACGAUUGGAGUCAUCGAUACCGAUGCGAAUCCGACAUGGGUGACGUAUCCUAUUCCUGCGAACGACGACUCAUUCCGGUCGAUUGCUCUCAUAGCCGGAGUGCUGGGCAACGCAGGCAAAGAGGGACAAAGGCUGAGGAAACUCAAGGCCGCCGCAUCGGGUGAGGCGACAUAUGACAUUACACUGGUGAAGGGCAAAUUGCGCGCCUUGGAGGAAAUGGCAGCAUUGGAUGUUGACAACUCGGACGGGGCGGCCGCCGAGGCGAAGUGA
Cladophialophora yegresii CBS 114405 is the source of this 1242-nucleotide messenger RNA. Its product is annotated as small subunit ribosomal protein S2. Lineage: Eukaryota; Fungi; Ascomycota; Eurotiomycetes; Chaetothyriales; Herpotrichiellaceae. Gene Ontology annotation, molecular function: structural constituent of ribosome. The record is from RefSeq and is a predicted model, not a curated record. Gene Ontology annotation, cellular component: mitochondrial small ribosomal subunit; ribosome. Gene Ontology annotation, biological process: translation. The coding region runs from base 1 to 1242 and encodes 413 amino acids. The transcript has 2 exons.